Messenger RNA from Topomyia yanbarensis, 2228 nucleotides. It is a transcript of the gene Poxn, whose product is annotated as paired box pox-neuro protein. Gene Ontology annotation, biological process: anatomical structure development; regulation of transcription by RNA polymerase II. Lineage: Eukaryota; Metazoa; Arthropoda; Insecta; Diptera; Culicidae. Gene Ontology annotation, molecular function: RNA polymerase II cis-regulatory region sequence-specific DNA binding; DNA-binding transcription factor activity, RNA polymerase II-specific. The record is from RefSeq and is a predicted model, not a curated record. The coding region runs from base 517 to 1950 and encodes 477 amino acids. The transcript is spliced from 8 exons.
CGUUUCGUUCGCUCGAUGCCUGCUGGUUUUGCGCUACCGUUGCGCUGUUUCGUUGCUCCUUCCGAUUCCCGAUCCGGAGGAUUACGUUCGAGCGGGCCACUGCUGAGUUGCGUUCUGGUGGUGAUAGAUGUGCGUGUAGUUGGUGUUUUUCUUUUUAAUUGGCAAUCGUUGAGAAUCUGUGACUGUUGAUGGCCAGUGGAUAUGUGGGAUAAUUUAAUUAUAAUUUGAGUACACUUCAAUGAUCGAUGAGCUUGCGGUGACAAAACAGUGAAAUUGUUAAAGCGAAUCAGUUUUCAGCAAGGAAGGAAAAUCUUAUUCGCGUGUGUCAAGAUAACUAAAACGAAAAUACUUUCAUCAGAGAAGUGAUGAAAAAUGUUCUACCAUGAGGAUUAGAGUUAAAUUUAAAAUCCACUAAGAACGGCGUAAAGUGAUCGCGAAAAAUUGGUAGUUGUAUCAUACUCGUGAGCGUGUUUCAAAAGUUUUAGUUUUGCAGACAAAGACUGAUACUGCUUUAAGAUGUCAGGACUAUCGACAGAUGCGAUUUCUACUCUUCGUGCUUCUGAGAUAACCCUUGCCGACGGGUUUUUCGAUUACAGCAAGUACCCCCUAAGUACUCUCGGUGCAGUCGAAGAAAUGCCACACACCGGUCAAGCAGGUGUCAACCAACUCGGAGGCGUAUUCGUCAACGGCAGACCCCUACCUGACAUUGUCCGCCGGCGGAUUGUGGAACUAGCACUGAUGGGCGUUCGACCCUGUGACAUUUCCCGGCAACUUCUGGUGUCCCACGGUUGUGUAUCAAAAAUCCUCACCCGAUUCUACGAAACCGGCUCGAUACGACCGGGGUCGAUCGGGGGCAGCAAAACUAAGCAAGUGGCUACUCCGACGGUUGUGAAAAAAAUUCUCCGCUUUAAACAGGAAAAUCCGGGCAUGUUCGCGUGGGAAAUUCGCGACCAGCUGCUCUCCCAGCGGAUAUGUGACCCCAACACGAUACCAUCGGUUAGUUCCGUCAAUCGGAUACUAAGGAAUGGCGGUCUCUGGACGGAUGAUAUGACGUCGAAUGAGCAAAUGAUGCGUGACUCUUCCCACUCGUCGUCCUACAUGACUACCAAAUCCAUGCAGCACCCGCUGUCGUAUAGUCAAACCCUGGAACAGCAUCAUGCCCUCCUCAGCCAGUACCGCUACAGCAUGGCCUCGGCAGUAUCUCCGAGUGGUAAACCAAUGCAUGCCCAUCCCUACCAACCGAAUCCAAUAUCUGGAAAUCCACCGGUUCAGAAAACUGCAGCCGUAAAUAUUAUCCAACACGAAGGACUAACGCCAACCAAAGUGGACCCUACCAAACACCAGCUACCGGCACAAGUGUCCCCUAAAGGUGAAUCAAAAAGUGAACCAUCUUCUUCGGCGAGUACUCCUGCAGCGAUAUCUCCUCAAAUGCCCUACCUGCCGAAACACUGGAUCUGGAACACUAGCUUGUUCUACGCAGCAAACCGAAGUGUGGUCGCUGGAGCCGAUACUGCAGCCACGUUCCCACAUGGUUAUUUCACCUACGGCAAUCCAUUCGCCACUUCGGGAGGAUUUGCCGUUCAACGGGAUAGCUACAGAAAUGAUGGUACAAGUUCCAAUACCAGUUCGUCGCCGGUUCAAAUCACCGAUGUAAAUUCGGAUGAUUCCUCUGAUAAUCACGAUGAUCUUAGGGCAAGUAUGUCAAAGAAGCGCAACCCGUACUCGAUUGAAGAACUGCUCAAGAAACCCGAAAAGCGCCAAAAGCUUGACUCGGUAACCAUAACCUGUGUGACACAGCGAGGCCGUGACGAUUACCAUUCCCCAUCGACUUCGCCCUCCAAAUCGGCAUCUCCACCGAUGUCCCACUACCCAGCUUCGGUCGACGAAGGCAUCAGUCUGAUCAAGUCUAAAACGGACGAGAGCAGUGUGAACAUUGAAAUUUGUGAUUAAGCAAGCUGUACAUUCCCUUACUUGCCAUCUAAUCCUUAGUGUUUGUUAAACUAGUGUUGUACGUACUGUUAUCUUAGGAGAAUCUCUUUGUACAUAGCGCUAUCAGUAGUUCUUAUCGAGUAGACUAAGUUUAAUUUAUUAACCGAAAAAUCUUGAAGAUAACACUAAACGUACUGUUCGUGAAGCAUCAUUCUCAGAAAAGACUCAUCUAAAGAUAGUAAUUAAAUAGUAGCAAUCAAAAAAGAAUGAUUUGAAAGCAGACUAAUUGUUCCAAUAAA